GAACAGACUCCGACCUCUCCAGAAUCCCCCCGAGCGCGUCUUCUUCUUCUUCUUCUUCCUCCUCCUCCUCCUCCAAUUCGGAAUCGCCGCUGCGGUUCUGGACCUGCGGAGCUGUCUCUCGCCGCUAGCGGAGCAUGUCGAUCUCGCCGGAGCAUUCGGAUUCCGGCUCCUUCGCCGGCAAGAGCCAGGCCAGGCCGCUGGAGAAGUCCAGCUUCUCCCACACCUGCAGCUUGCUGAGCCAGUACCUGAAGGUGAAGGGCUCCCUCGCCGACCUCAACCUCGGCGUGUCGCCCAGCGCCGACGCAUCCGGUGCACCUGGGAUGACCACCAUGAAUUUGUUCCCGAUUAGCGAAGGCCGCGCUGAUGUGGUCGCUCGAAACCCCGAAUCUCGGAAUGUUAAGUUCAUGGAUUUGUUCCCGCAGCAAGCUGGCUUUGGUUCCACCAAGGAAGACGUUUGUAAGAUGAACAAUUCCAGCUUGAAUAAGAAGGAACUUGAAACUGCACAGAUGACUAUUUUUUAUGCUGGGCAAGUGAUUGUCUUGAAUGAUUUUCCGGCGGAUAAGGCAAAGGAAGUCAUGCUUGCAGCUAGCGAGGCAAGUUCUCUGAGCCAACAUGUGGCAGCGGCGGCGCCUAACUCAGCAAAGUCAAAUCCUGCUUUUGCCCCUAACUCUGCCAAAAAUCCAGUGGAAUCCGGGAUUGUAGUUUCUUCGAGUCCCAUUCCGGUUCCUGCUCUUGGUGCAAAUGCAAUCCAAGAGCACAUCCAUUGCCCCACUGAGCCUCUCGCUUGUGAUUUACCAAUUGCUAGGAGGGCUUCUCUGCACCGGUUCUUCGAGAAAAGAAAGAACAGGCUAACAGCAAGAGCACCGUACAUGACGACCAGCUCAGGGUCAGCAGCAGCUCCUCCUAAGCCGGCGGGAACCGAGCCGUGGCUUGGCUUAGCUGCUCAACCCACGCAGUAGUCGGCACGAGCAGAAGAGAUCAAUCCCCAAAGUUCUUCUUUGGGGAUAUUCUUAUCUUAUAGAUACAGAUAGAUCGGAAGAUUAGCAAAGCCGCCUACCUUAUCUCGUCCUUCUGCUUAGUAAAAGAAUCUUUCUCACUCCAUAGCUCAGCUGUAUAGGGAGCCUGUCACUAAGGACCCUUUUAACUCUCUCUCUUGCUGCUAAAUUUUUGCACUGCAAGACUCCAUUCGAUCUUCAUCGGAUGUAAUCUUUCCUUCCCCUAUUCGUGAAUCUAAUUUGCUGUGAAGAAUCUGGUCUCUCGUUGCUGU
Messenger RNA from Rhodamnia argentea, 1267 nucleotides. Its product is annotated as protein TIFY 10A-like. The record is from RefSeq and is a predicted model, not a curated record. The transcript is spliced from 5 exons. Gene Ontology annotation, cellular component: nucleus. NCBI's taxonomy places the organism in Eukaryota, Viridiplantae, Streptophyta, Magnoliopsida, Myrtales, Myrtaceae. Bases 135 to 959 code for a protein of 274 amino acids. Gene Ontology annotation, biological process: response to wounding; regulation of jasmonic acid mediated signaling pathway; regulation of defense response.